Molecule: messenger RNA, 3045 nt
Organism: Oncorhynchus nerka (sockeye salmon)
Lineage: Eukaryota; Metazoa; Chordata; Actinopteri; Salmoniformes; Salmonidae
Product: leucine-rich repeat and immunoglobulin-like domain-containing nogo receptor-interacting protein 2
Exons: 2
Coding region: 96-1940 (614 amino acids)
Cellular component (GO): extracellular matrix
Molecular function (GO): protein binding
Source: RefSeq, a predicted model, not a curated record
CCAGAUAUAGAAGCCUGAAAAACAGUGAUAACUGGGGGGGAAAGAACAGGCCAUGGCUGAGAGGAUGAUUGCUUCUCAAAGUGAGCCGUGACAGAAUGGUCGACUGUAUGAGUAAAGUCAUGCUGCACACGGCCCUCUCAUGCUGGCAACCGUUCCUGGGACUGGCUCUUGUGGCCGUCUUCGUGGGUUCCGCAUUGGGAUGUCCCGCCCGCUGCGACUGCUCGGCCCAGAGCAAGUCGGUCCUGUGCCACCGCAAACGCCUACCUAGCAUCCCAGACGGUAUCCCCAUCGAGACCAGGAUCCUGGACCUGAGCAAGAACAAGCUGCAGGCCGUCAACCCGGAUGACUUUGCCCCCUAUCCUGGUCUAGAGGAUUUGGACCUCAGUGGGAACAUUAUCAGCUAUGUGGAGCCGGGGGCCUUCAACCCUCUGUACAGUAUGCACUCCCUUAGUCUCAAAAGCAAUCGUAUUAAGCUCAUUCCUAUGGGUGUCUUCACAGGCCUGUCCAACCUCACCCGGUUGGAUGUCAGCGACAACAAUAUUGUCAUCCUGCUGGACUACAUGUUCCAGGACUUGAACAAUCUGAAGUUCCUGGAGGUGGGUGACAAUGACCUAGUGUACAUCUCCCACCGGGCGUUCAGUGGACUGCUGAGCCUAGAGACUCUAACCCUGGAGAGAUGCAAUCUGACAGUGGUGCCUACUGAGGCCUUGUCCCACCUGCACAACCUGGUAAGACUUCACCUGCGAUACCUCAGCAUCAGCACCUUGCAUGCCUACUCCUUCAAGAAGCUGUUCCGAUUGCGCCACCUGGAGAUUGACAGCUGGACCUCGCUGGACAGUGUGCCGGCCAACACGCUGCACGGCCUCAAUUUGACCACGCUUUUCAUCACCAACACCAACCUGUCCACCUUCCCAUACCAGGCGAUCAAGCACCUGCACUACCUGACGCUCCUCAACCUGUCCUUCAACCGCAUCAGACACAUCGAAGGCAGGAUGCUGUCGGAGUUAGUGCACCUAAGGGAACUGCAUCUGGUCGGGGCUCAAUUGUCGACUGUUGAUCCGUACGCAUUUCAGGGCCUCCGGUGGCUAAAGGUUUUCAACGUCUCCCACAACCGUUUGGACACCCUGGAGAAGGGUGUCUUCCAAGCUCCUGAGGCUCUGGAGGUACUCUUGAUCGAUGACAACCCCCUGGUUUGCGACUGCCGCCUCAUGUGGAUCCUGCAGAGGAGGCAGUCCAUCUACUUUGGUGACUCGCAGCCGGAGUGCAGUACCCCCGAGGGCAUCCGCGGCAGGCCUUUCAGGGAGUUCAAGGAGACCUUGCUCUCCUACUAUGUGACGUGCACCAAGCCCAAAAUACGGGAGAACAAGACGCAAACAAUUGCCGUAGACGAAGGUCAGCCAGUGAGACUGUACUGCAGUGUUGAGGGGACCCCCAGGCCGGUGGUGUCGUGGCUGUCCCCACGCCGGCGCCUCCUCACCAACAAGAGCCACGGUAGAGUCAUGGUCCACAACAAUGGGACGCUGGAGAUCAAGGCGGCCGAGGUGCAGGACGGCGGGGUGUACCUUUGCAUUGCAACCAACACUGCGGGUAAUGACUCAUUAAUGACCUCCCUAGCAGUGAAAAGCCUGGGGUCGCUCUACGCAAACAGGACCCAGUACUACACAGAUCCCAGCAAUGCAACUACCAAUGGGACUAUCAACGUGACCUACGGCUUGGACCUAAAGACUAUCUUAGUGUCGACAGCAAUGGGUUGUUUCACAUUCCUGGGGGUGGUUUUGUUCUGCUUCCUCCUCCUGUUCGUUUGGAGUCGGGGCAAAGGGAAGCAUAAAAACAACAUAGAUAUUGAAUACGUACCUCGGUCCAAGUCUAAUGGCACCUCUUUAGAUGGAGGAGCAGAGGGGGAAGCUGGACCCCGUCGCUUUAACAUGAAAAUGAUCUAACAUGGUUUGUGAAUCUGGGAAUCCAAAUGUUGGGAAUAAUCUAAGGAUUAUUUAUUAACUUCUGAAUUUCCCACUACUGCAUGAGAAUGCUACAGGGAAUGGAAAUAGCACUGCAGAGCGCCAUAACAGGACACAGGAGUGCAGUCCCAAAUCAUUCCAUCUUAUUGGAUGCAAUGCUACGACAUUGUGACGUAUGUUUUUGCACAGUUGUCAGUGAGCCUGUCUAACACGGAUCCUCCGAAAUGAACUUAAUUGCUACCCAGGUGACCUGUAAGGAAAAGGUGUCAGUAAUCAAGCUUUUCAAAUUCAAUUUAUAUACCCAAGAGGAAUCCAUAAGUGCUGGGUUGGAAUUAAAGACACUACAGAACCGUGUACAGUACAAAUUUGUAUCUAAAAGUAUUACUCUUAUUUGUUUGGUCUUGCACCAUGCUUACUCACAGAACAGACUGAUCAAACUGAGCAUCAUUCCCUCCGACCAUAAUCUUUGCAUAUGUGUACGUAAAUGCUUCAUUAUGUACGUGUAUGUACAUAUUCAUUAAAAACAAACUGUUCAUAGCAAUACUCAUGGGAUGCAACGUCAGCCAAAAUCUCAAUUCCCCCAACCUAAUAAGCAAAAUUGUAACUCCCCACUUAAGAAAUUGUCCAUGAAAAUAGGAAAGGGCUUCUACAGGAUUGCAACGUCACACUGGAGAAAAGAUACCUGUUCCCCUAAAUAUUUAAUUUGAUUUAUUGUCAAGCAUAAAUGAAAAUUUAUUUUAUUCAUCAAAGUGGUUUGAGGUUUUUUGAAAAGUUAGUAUUAUAACACUAUUCUGGGGAGUAAUAAAUACUUUUGAGGAUCUUGAAGUUGACAGAGAACCUACAAAGACCACUUUUUCAUCCUAUUUUUGUCUUUUUAUUACUUUUACCGUAACCUUUGCCUAAUGGCAAAAAACAUGUGUCCAUCUUGCUGCAGUGAAGUUGAUAUCUUCUCUCCCCAGUAAGACAUUUUGACUUUGUUGUGGUAGUUCCUCAUUUUGUUGUAGAAUCAUUUAGAUUGUGACAAGUUCAAAGUAAAAAAAAAAAAAUCAUGUAUGUGAAAUAAAAUAAGAUUUAUUUGUAACAUUUA